This is a messenger RNA of Camarhynchus parvulus, 2721 nucleotides long. RefSeq names its product solute carrier family 45 member 3 (gene SLC45A3). The transcript has 7 exons. NCBI's taxonomy places the organism in Eukaryota, Metazoa, Chordata, Aves, Passeriformes, Thraupidae. The record is from RefSeq and is a predicted model, not a curated record. Gene Ontology annotation, molecular function: sucrose:proton symporter activity. Gene Ontology annotation, biological process: transmembrane transport. Gene Ontology annotation, cellular component: membrane. Bases 648 to 2393 code for a protein of 581 amino acids.
CUGCGCUUUAAACGGCGGCGGAGGCGCGGGCACCGCGCUGAGCCCCGGCUGCCGCCGAGGCACACCGCAAGGCUCGAAGGUUCCUGAGCGGGCAGAGAGUUUGGGCGGCGGGAUGGACUCCCAGGAAUCCUGAAGACUUGCGGGGACAGGGACACCUUCCACUAUCCCUGGCUGCUGCAAACUGGGCUUGGACACUUGCAGGAAUGGAGCAGCCACAUUUUCUCUGGGAAACCUGUUCCAGUGCCUCAGCAUCCUCACCCUGAACCAAAUUCCCUGCUGCCUGGUCGCUGCUGUUUGUUGGGCUGCACAACCACUGCACAUCAAAGCCUACAAAGCCACAUCCAGCAUCAUCCCUUGGUCCCUCUGCACCAGUAGCAGAGAUUAUGGAGUAGCAGGACAUGGAUUCUCCCAGGAAUAAAUGAGUUUUUCUCUGCCAGACCCCAGCCUGUGAGCAGGAGGGGCAGCCUGCAGUGGAUCCCUCACCAGAAGAGGAAGAGACGGUUCCUUCGCCGUUGAUAAAAUGGGAAGCAGCAUCUCCCCAGCAGCCCGGCACGGGAAGCUCCAAUCCUUGCCUGGGGGCAUCCCUGGGAGCUCUGCAGCUGGCAGGACACAGCCCUGGGGCACUGAGGGGCCGGGCUGGGGACAGCAUGUCCUUGCAGAGCCGCAGGACCCAGCUGCUGCUGGUCAACUCGCUCACCUUCGGGCUGGAGGUGUGCCUGGCCGCUGGCAUCACCUACGUGCCGCCGCUGCUGCUGGAGGUGGGCGUGGAGGAGAAGUUCAUGACCAUGGUUUUGGGGAUAGGCCCCGUGCUUGGGCUGCUUUUUGUGCCUCUCAUCGGCUCGGCCAGCGACCACUGGCACAGCAGCUACGGCCGCAGGAGACCUUUCAUCUGGGCCCUGUGCCUGGGCGUGCUGCUCAGCCUUUUUGUCAUCCCCCACGCCAGCAGCCUGGCCAGCCUGUGUGCCCUCAACCCCCGGCCCCUGGAGAUCGCCUUCCUCAUCGUGGGCAUCGGCCUGCUGGAUUUCUGCGGCCAGGUGUGCUUCACCCCUCUGGAGGCCCUGCUCUCUGACCUCUUCCAGGAGCCGGACAACUGCCGCCAGGCCUUCUCCAUGUACGCCUUCAUGGUCAGCCUGGGGGGCUGCAUUGGAUACCUGCUGCCCGCCAUCGACUGGGCCUUCCUGGCGCCCUACCUGGGCAGCCAGCAGAGCUGCCUCUUCACCCUGCUGGCCCUCAUCUUCCUCGGCUGUGUGCUGGCCACGCUGUUUGUGACAGAGGAGGCGGCCACGCAGGGGGAUCUCCUGGACGGGCCGGCGCUCAAGGAGGUGUCCCCAAAGCCACCAAAGCCACCGAAGGCGUCCCUGUGGUGCUGCUGCUGCUGCUGGCGGGCGGCGCGAGGGCCGUGCCUGCUGCAGGGCCGGCGGGUGCUGCAGGCGGGGAGGAAGCUGUGCCUGCUGCUGCCGCGGCUGCACGGCCUCUACUGCCGCAUCCCCAGGGUCAUCCGGAGGCUCUUCGUGGCCGAGCUGUGCAGCUGGAUGGCCCUGAUGACCUUCAUGCUGUUCUACACGGAUUUUGUUGGCGAGGGGCUGUACCACGGCGUGCCCAGGGCCAAGCCGGGCACGGAGGCCAGGCGGCACUACGAUGAAGGUGUCCGGAUGGGCAGCCUGGGGCUCUUCCUGCAGUGCAUCACCUCCAUCUUCUUCUCGACAAUCAUGGACAGGCUGGUGAAGCGCUUCGGCACGCGGGCGGUGUACCUGGCCAGCGUGGUGUUCUUCCCCGGGGCAGCCUGUGUCAUGUGCGUGUCCCACAGCGUCACCGUGGUCACCAUCUCCGCCGCCCUGACUGGAUUCACCUUCUCUGCCCUCCAGAUCCUGCCCUACACGCUGGCAUCGCUCUACCACCACGACAAACAGGUUUUUCUCCAUAAAUACAAGAGGAAAGAGGAGGAAGACUCCGCUCUGCUGGACAAGAAAUCCUCCUUCUCCAAGGGGCUGCUCCCCAGCCAGAAGCUGUCUUACCAGAACGGCCACGCUGGGAGCCUCUUCUCCUCCUCUUCCUCGCCGUCCUCCUCCUCCUCCCCCUCGCCAGCCUCCCCCCAGGCCGUGCCCAGCUCUGCUCUGUGCGUCAGCUCCUCGUGCGACGUCUCCCUGCGGAUCGUGGUGGGGCAGCCGGAGCCGGGGGCUCCUGGCCGAGGGAUCUGCCUGGACCUGGCCAUCCUGGACAGCGCCUUCCUGCUGUCCCAGGUGGUGCCCUCGCUCUUCAUGGGCUCCAUCGUGCAGCUCACCCAGUCCGUCACUGCCUACAUGGUGUCAGCUGCUGCCCUCGGCCUCGUCGCCAUCUACUUCGCUACCAAAGUUGUCUUUGACAAGGGUGACAUGGCCAAGCAGCCCGUGUGACAGCGGGGUGGCACAGCCAGCCCUGUGUGCGCGUGUCCCAGGGUGACAGGACACUGUGUGUGCCCACAGGGCCGCUCGUGCGGCACCGGCUGUCCCCAGCUGGUGCUGCCACCCCGGGCGUGGCUCUGGGGUUAAUCUCAGGUGUAAAUAAGAGGCUUUGGGCCGUUGUGCUCAGGGCCUGGAGUGCUUUCCAAAGGUGCCUUUAGCAGAGGGAAGCACGGCACAGCAGCACCAAAGGGUCCUGCAGGGGGGAAAGGGAAUUGGGGUUUCCCUCAGGUGAUAACGGGUCGUGUUCCUGAGCAGGAGCAGCGCAGGCAGGGGAUCAACC